ACAUUCUGAGAAGUCAUGGAAAUCCCCAAUGAGCAGGAAAGACCGGUUUAUGACACGUAUAAAAAGAACACUUCCUCAUCAGACACUCUUCAGACACACACACAGGCAAUCUAUCUAACUGAAGACAUUACUCCAGAGGAAACCAGAGGACACACUCAGAUUGAUCACUCUGAGAAAAUUCUACAAUCCGCAGACAUGGGAGACAAUCCGCAGUUCAUUACGGAGAACCGUGAGCGUAUCUUGGCCGUAGAGAAUUCCUUCAUGCCAGGUGGAAAACCUCUCCUCACUCCGGAUCGUGUCCUGAUCGGAGAAGGUCGUCUGAUGAAGUUGUGCAGACGCAAACCUCAGCCGAAAGUCUUCUUCCUGUUUAAUGACAUCCUGAUGUAUGGCAGCAUUGUGGUCCCAGGCCGUUGGAACAAUCACCAGAAGAUCCUGCGCCUGGAGGAACUGGAACAAGUGAACCUGGAGGAUGGAGUAGGAAUGAAGAACCAGUGGCUCCUCCGGACACCACACAAGUCCUUCCACAUCUCUGCAGCCUCAGUAAUGGAGAAGCAGGCAUGGAUGGAGCACAUAGAGCGCUGCAGGGUGGAGCGGUUGAAGCAGCUUGGUUUGCCUGCUGAAUCAUUGAAGCCAUUCGCUGCCACUUGGAUCCCCGACACCGCCUCAGCUGUGUGUAUGCGAUGCUCAGAACCCUUUAACGUCACCCAGCGCAGACACCACUGCAGACACUGUGGCUUUGUGGUGUGUAACUCCUGCUCCAAAGGCCGUGCCAUUCUCUCACACAUCUCAUCCAAACCCGUCCGUGUAUGUCGCCUGUGUGAAAAAUCUCUGCAUGAAAAGGAUAUCAGCAAUGAAGGAAUCACCAGGAAGAAAGACUCGAUGAAGGAGAUGCCAGAAUAUGAAGAGUCCAGUGAUGAGGACCAGGAGAACCACACACACAAUGCAUGGUUCAAUGCGUACAGUGAACCUGAGCCUGUAUACUGCUACUUUAACCCCAAACACAUCAAACCACAGUGCAGAUUUCCACAGAACAUCUGAAAAACCUCAAAAGAGGGUUAAAAAGACAGUUGUGACAUUUAACAGUCACUUUACCACACCAUCUCUUCAUCUUCAUCCACACCACAGAUGAUGUUCUACUUAUAAACUUUUAUAUAAGGAACCGGUUCCACAGGAUCAGGAAGAUGUUUAAUAACUGAUAACUUGACACUGAUGUGAAAAACACUGACAGUGAACAACUACACAAAAUUUAAAUGUAAAUAAUUUACAGCAUUUAUUUAUUAUUAGUAGAUUGAACAGUUUAUUGUGUUGUGUAAAAAUCUGAACGAUGCAGAGUUUCCCCAUAACUAGUCUGUCAUUGACAAUAAUAUUACCAAAUUACUGUUAAAUAAAUCUCACAUCACAUACUCUUAGAGACGAUAUAGCAUUUAAUAAGCUUUACUAUUAUAAGUUUAAACCUGAAUGAGUUCAGUGACCACAUUAUCGCUAAAACUAGGGGAAUUAUGAAUAAUGACACUGUUUAUACUUGUAUUUAAAAAGAUUGUAUAAUGUAUAAUAUUAUUACCAAUUUAACAUUACCUUUCUAAUUCAAACACUAAUAAAUAAAAUGAUUAUGCAAGCA
Silurus meridionalis is the source of this 1618-nucleotide messenger RNA. RefSeq names its product pleckstrin homology domain containing, family F (with FYVE domain) member 1 (gene plekhf1). The transcript is spliced from 2 exons. Gene Ontology annotation, molecular function: phosphatidylinositol binding; metal ion binding. The record is from RefSeq and is a predicted model, not a curated record. Lineage: Eukaryota; Metazoa; Chordata; Actinopteri; Siluriformes; Siluridae. The coding region runs from base 16 to 1038 and encodes 340 amino acids.